Molecule: messenger RNA, 1761 nt
Organism: Haliotis rufescens (red abalone)
Lineage: Eukaryota; Metazoa; Mollusca; Gastropoda; Lepetellida; Haliotidae
Product: pancreatic lipase-related protein 2-like
Exons: 9
Coding region: 102-1643 (513 amino acids)
Biological process (GO): lipid metabolic process
Molecular function (GO): carboxylic ester hydrolase activity; lipase activity; protein binding
Source: RefSeq, a predicted model, not a curated record
GCACAACAGCAACAGGUGGCAAAUUUCUUGUCCAAACCUAAGCGUGUCACGUGAUACUGUUGAACACAUUCGUCUUCUUUUGGAGAUAUGCACUGGUCGUUAUGAGGUCUCUUGCGGCGGGUCUCAGCCUGUGGGCGGUGCUAGCCUUUUGUGUAGCAGAGAGUUGCGCUGACGCAGCAUCUAACCCGCAAAACCCAUCUCAUCCCAACUCGUCACAUGCUGCAGCAUCAACCAACAAUCAAGCUUCAACAUCGCCACCAAAGACCACACAGGAUCCACGUACUAACCAAACUGUCUGUUAUCCGGUUGUCGGAUGUUUCAGCAACAGCCCGCCAUUUAACAACACAGUAUUUGUACUUCCGGUAACACCGGAAGCACUAGGAUCAGGGUUCUGGCUAUACACACGUGAAAGUAUUGGCAACGACGACUAUGACGAGCUCAACUACACCGAUUUGUCUAGUGUUACUGCGUCCAAGUUUGAGCCUAAGAAACCGACUAAAAUAAUUGUACAUGGCUUCAAUAACAAUGGCAAUACAUCUUGGGUGCAGGUGAUGAAGGAUACAUUUCUGAAACUGGGAGACUUCAACGUUAUUGUAGUCGACUGGGGAGUGGGGGCAGUAUUUCCGGACUACGCCCAGGCCGUUGCCAACACUCGAUUGGUUGGCGCACAACUGAAGGCUCUCAUUGAUCUUCUGAUUGGGGCGGGGCUUAGUCUUGAAGAUCUUCACUUGAUUGGUCACAGUUUGGGAGCCCAUACUUCCGGCUACGCAGGAAGUCAGUUUGGAGGGAAAGUCGGCAGAAUUAGCGGAAUGGAUCCGGCUGGGCCCAAUUUUAAAGAUACUUCAUCAGUGGUUAGACUCGACAAAUCUGACGCUGUGUUUGUUGACGUGACGCAUACAAAUGCCGAUACCUUAGGCAUCGUCACACCCAGUGGAGACGUCGAUUUCUACGUGAACGGUGGAGAGACCCAAGCCGGGUGUCCUUCAGGCCUGUUGUCAGGGACUAUCACGACGCUCUUCGGAGGCGGAGAUGUAGCCAAAGCUGUGAGCUGCAGCCAUGCUCGGUCUAUCUUUUUAUACACAGAAUCUAUAUCCACCUCCUGCCCCUUCACAGCCUACCCCUGUUCGGAUUAUAAUGCUUUUGACAGUGGUCGUUGCUUGACUUGCGGGAAGCAGGGAUGUACACAAUACGGGUAUCACGCCAACGAGUACAAGACCCGCGGCACAUUGUACCUCAAGACACGAGGAAAGACGCCAUUUUGCGGGUAUCAAUACGGCGUGCAGCUGACGUCUCCCGAUGGUGUCAAGGAGACGAAGGGGAAGCUGGCUAUCAGGCUGAUGGGGAAGUGGGGAGACAGCGGCUUCUUAACAGUCACAGAGGACGUAACUCUGAAACCCAAAAGUACGUUAUCCCACGUGGUUGUCUCCCCUGUCGAGGUAGGGGACAUAACUGCCAUAGAAGUUAAGUACAUCAAGUACACCGGGUUCUGGUUUGGUGGUGGAGAAGAUGCCUUUGCUUUGAGUGAAAUCAAGGUCUUGUCAGGAGAAAAUGGCUCAAGCUACCUGUCCUGCCUAGGGGGGCGUCUGUUGAAUCACAACACACCUGUCAGAACUGCUGUGUCAAGGUCGUCCUCCUGUUCUUGAACAUUCUGCUCGUGUGCACCUUUACCUCAAUAGAUAACGUAAAUGAGGUUGUAAAUGCCUUCCGAAAUGAAUGCGUGUAUUUUGUUUUAUAAUACAUUUUUGGGUAAGUCUCUUUUCA